ACGGCUUGCUGGGAGGGAGUAAGUAAGGGGCGGACCAAGUCCAAUGGGUGCUGGCUCUGGAGGAGGAGGAAGAAGAGAGGGAGGAGAAAAGCGACUAGAAGGUGGAGGUGAACUCCAGGCCAGGCCUCAUUCAUUGCCUCUGCCUGGUGGGCCCGGGGCGUUGUGUUCCAGGAGGCAUGGAGGCGCUGAUUCCAGUUAUUAACAAGCUGCAGGACGUCUUUAACACCGUGGGCGCCGACAUCAUCCAGCUACCCCAGAUCGUCGUAGUUGGAACCCAGAGCAGUGGAAAAAGCUCAGUAUUAGAAAGCCUUGUAGGGAGGGACCUACUCCCAAGAGGUACUGGAGUUGUCACCAGGAGACCCCUUAUCCUGCAGCUGGUCCAUGUUUCACAAGAAGAGAGGAAAACAUCUGGAGAUGAAAAUGACCCUGCAACAUGGAAAAAUCCAAGACACCUUUCUAAAGGUAUUCAAGCUGAAGAGUGGGGUAAAUUUCUGCACACCAAAAAUAAGCUAUACACUGAUUUUGAUGAAAUUCGACAAGAAAUUGAAAAUGAAACAGAGAGGAUUUCAGGAAAUAAUAAGGGGGUGAGUCCUGAACCUAUUCAUCUAAAAAUUUUUUCACCUAAUGUUGUAAACCUGACUCUUGUGGAUUUGCCAGGCAUGACAAAGGUACCUGUGGGUGAUCAACCAAAGGAUAUUGAACUUCAAAUCAGAGAACUCAUCCUUCGUUUCAUUAGUAACCCUAAUUCCAUUAUUCUGGCUGUCACUGCUGCUAAUACAGAUAUGGCAACAUCAGAGGCUCUUAAAAUUUCAAGAGAGGUAGAUCCAGAUGGUCGUAGAACCCUUGCUGUAAUCACUAAACUAGAUCUCAUGGAUGCUGGUACUGAUGCAAUGGAUGUGUUGAUGGGAAGGGUCAUUCCAGUUAAACUUGGCAUAAUUGGAGUGGUGAACAGGAGCCAGCUGGAUAUUAACAAUAAGAAGAGUGUAUCUGAUUCUAUCCGUGAUGAAUAUGCUUUUCUUCAAAAGAAAUAUCCAUCAUUAGCCAAUAGAAAUGGAACAAAAUAUCUUGCUAGGACACUGAAUAGGUUAUUGAUGCACCACAUUAGGGAUUGCUUGCCAGAACUGAAAACAAGAAUAAAUGUUUUAGCUGCUCAAUACCAGUCUCUCCUAAAUAGCUACGGUGAACCUGUGGAUGACAAGAGUGCUACUUUAUUGCAACUUAUUACUAAAUUUGCCACAGAAUAUUGCAACACAAUUGAAGGAACUGCAAAAUAUAUAGAGACUUCUGAGCUGUGUGGUGGUGCUAGAAUAUGUUAUAUUUUUCAUGAAACCUUUGGGAGAACAUUAGAGUCUGUUGACCCUCUGGGUGGCCUUAAUACAAUUGAUAUUUUGACUGCCAUUAGAAAUGCUACCGGGCCACGUCCUGCCUUGUUUGUGCCAGAAGUUUCAUUUGAAUUACUAGUGAAGAGACAAAUUAAACGGUUAGAGGAGCCCAGCCUUCGUUGUGUGGAGCUAGUUCAUGAGGAAAUGCAAAGAAUUAUUCAGCAUUGUAGCAAUUAUAGUACCCAGGAAUUGCUGAGGUUUCCCAAACUUCAUGAUGCUAUAGUUGAAGUAGUUACUUGUCUUCUUCGUAAGAGGUUACCAGUUACAAAUGAAAUGGUUCAUAACUUAGUUGCAAUUGAAUUGGCCUACAUCAACACUAAACAUCCAGACUUUGCUGAUGCCUGUGGGCUUAUGAACAAUAAUAUAGAGGAACAAAGGAGAAAUAGGUUAGCAAGAGAGUUACCUUCAACAAUGCCUCGGGACAAGUCUUCUAAAGUUCCAGGUACUUUGGCACCUGCCUCCCAGGAGCCCUCUACUACUGCUUCUGCUGAGGCUGAUGGCAAGUUAAUUCAGGAGAACAGAAGAGAAACUAAACAUAUGGUACCUGUAGGUGGUAUAGGUGAUGGGGCUCAAGAACCAACAACAGGCAACUGGAGAGGAAUGCUGAAAACUUCAAAAGCUGAAGAACUGUUAGCUGAAGAAAAAUCAAAACCAAUUCCCAUUAUGCCAGCCAGUCCACAAAAAGGCCAUGCUGUGAAUUUAUUGGAUGUGCCUGUGCCAGUUGCACGUAAACUAUCUGCCCGGGAACAGCGAGAUUGUGAGGUUAUUGAAAGACUUAUCAAAUCAUAUUUUCUUAUUGUCAGGAAGAAUAUACAGGACAGUGUGCCAAAGGCAGUAAUGCAUUUUUUAGUCAAUCACGUGAAGGAUACUCUUCAGAGUGAGUUAGUAGGACAGCUAUACAAAUCAUUGUUACUGGAUGAUCUUCUGACUGAAUCUGAGGACAUGGCACAGCGAAGAAAGGAAGCAGCUGAUAUGUUAAAGGCCUUACAGCGAGCCAGUCAGAUAAUUGCUGAAAUUCGAGAAACGCAUCUUUGGUGAAGAAAUGUACCAGGCAUUUAUAUUGGUGAAGAUGAUGAUGACUUGUAAUAGUUAUUACAAACUUCACUGGAGUGUCAUUUAUGAAUUCUUCCUGUGUAUUAACUAUGUAAAUCUGCUGUGAAAAGUUUUGAGAUAAAAAUGUUGUUUUCAGAAGAAACACAUAUUAAAUCCAUAUAUUAAAUAUGAAUAGCUGGUUCUCUGAAAUGUUCCAUGUGUGUAUGUGUGUGUGAGUAUAUGUAUGUAUGUAUGUAUGUAUGUAUGUAUACAUAUAUUCUAGUAGUGCCAAGUUUCUGAAGCCAUUUGCCUAUAAACUGUAUGAUCUUAAAUAGUUUCAAGCAACUACCAUGCCUAGGUAUUUGAGAAGAAAUAGCAACAAGUUAUUUUGUUUGACUAUAAAGCAUGUUCUCUAAUAUAUCAACUGAUCUGGCUUUGAUAGGUAUGCAAGUUGAUAAAAGUUUGCCAUACAGUUAUAGAGUCCACAUUUAUUAAAAAAAAUUGUCUUUCAGCUUCUCAACUUCAUUUUCAAAUGGAUAAUUCACUUCAGAUUAGCUAACAAAAGAAAGCUAAAAGCAAAAAGUUAUGCUAAGGAAUGUGUGCAGAGUUUAUGUGAGUACAGAGCUCUUUCAACCCUGGAACAAAAGUGCUUUAUUGCUUUAAAAAAAUGUGUAAAUAUUAAAUUUUGACUUUUCAAAAAUUUAUACUUUUAUCUUCAAAAAUAAUUUGAAUAUAACCUUCCCUUUCUGUUCUUUAAGGACUGAAAUAAUAGAACUGUUUCUAGAAAUAAUUAUAUUUGAUGACUUGGAAGGUGGAGGAAACAGGGGGUGCAGGAGAAAAGGAUCACCUAUUUUUUCCCAAAUGAGGGGAAGGAAAGAAGAUGGAAAUAAUGGAUAUAUCUUCUUUGCUAAUAACUGCUAAGAGAGGUUCCCAAUGACAGAUUAUAGGAAAAAAUUACCUUAAGUUAUACUUUUGACCUCAUUAGAGGAUAAACACCUAGCCAAAAUUAAGUUUUAGAAUAGAUAUUAAAUUCUUGAAACCCUUUAAAAAAAUAGUGUGAAAUUUGGAAAUGUUUGCAUUGUAUCAGACAAAAGACCUUGGGCAACAUUUUAGUAGUAACCAUUUCAGUUAUGCCUAAUAUUAUGCUAAAUAUAUGACCUUGAUAUCUAGUCCUUCUGUUUUCAGGCAAGUCAUAAAUCCCUUAUCUUUUGUUCCACAUGUCAAGGAAUGUUCAAUUAAAUGUUCAAUUAAAAUUGAAACUUAAUAAUCUCUCAUUACUUCAUUUCUCGUCCUCGGUAGUUUACUACUAGUAAACUGGUAGUACUAGUACCAGCAGUACUAGUGACAGAUUAUAACCUGUUUCUCCUAUUCUGAGUGUUGGGUGAAAAAUGUUACAUUUGGUGGUGAUAAACAUUCAAGUGAAGCACUAAGUGUACAGAUUUCUGACCUUAAUGUUUGUUGUUACUGUAAAUAAAGUCACUGGUGUGAAAGACAGUGCACUUUAAGUCAACAAACGAGUACUUCUGAAAUUUAAGUUCAUUCUCAAGGGGGGAGGGAUUAUAAAAGCUGUUUAUGGUCAAAUCUAAAUUUAUUGCAAGGUUUGUGACCGUGACCUGAAAAAUGAAUUUGAGAAGCAGAAGGAAAAAGAUGUUUUAUAAUGCUACUUUUGCUCAUUAUUUAAGAAUGCAUAUGGCAUAUAUUAAUCAUAAAAUCUUAGAACUAGAAGGAACCAUUGAGAUGAUCUGUUGCAGCUCCCCCCUCAUUUUACAGGUAGACAACAGUUCAGUGACUUGUUCAAAUUCAUUCACACAAAAAAUAUUCACAAAACUUAAGUGGCAAACUUAGGUCUCUUGACUGAUUCCCAAACCCAAGUACUCUUUCCUUACUUAUCUUUAAAAAUUACUGAAAUCAUUAUCUUAAUCCUUGGGUGCUUCUUAAUCAAAACUCCAAUUUAACUUAUUAUGAGCCAGGGAUGUAGCAACAUUAUUAGGUUGGAGUCUUAAGACCUAGGUUCAGAUCCUAUCUUUGCUACUACUUGUGUGAUCUUGGGCAAGUUGACUUAACCUCCAAGAAAUUCUUUGAUUUUAAUCAAAGAUUGUAAUCUGCAUUAGUGGGGGGCUCUCCUCAUACUGGCAAAAUUAGAUCCUUGUUAUAUCUGAAUAAUGAUCCUGAAACAAAAAGAUGGUAAGUCUAAAUUACAGUGUAUUUUCAAAAUUUCUAAAAAUAUAAAACAAAGUAGGCUAGUAUAAUACUUGUCAUCCUAAGACUCAUUAACACCUCUGAUGAUUCUAUGAACUUCAAAUUAACUGAAUUGCAAAAUUCUUUACUUGUUGAGAAGACAGGCUUAAGUAAAAAUGAUGGAGUAGUUGUUUUCUUUUUCAAUAAACUUCUGUAAUCUCUUAAGUC
Messenger RNA from Phascolarctos cinereus (koala), 4820 nucleotides. It is a transcript of the gene DNM1L, whose product is annotated as dynamin 1 like. Gene Ontology annotation, cellular component: membrane; cytoplasm; microtubule. The record is from RefSeq and is a predicted model, not a curated record. Gene Ontology annotation, biological process: mitochondrial fragmentation involved in apoptotic process; endocytosis; intracellular distribution of mitochondria. Lineage: Eukaryota; Metazoa; Chordata; Mammalia; Diprotodontia; Phascolarctidae. Gene Ontology annotation, molecular function: microtubule binding; GTP binding; GTPase activity.